CGCCGCCGCCCACGGCCCGCCGAUGCGGCAGGGACCUCCCCUUUAACGGCGGCAACUCCGCGCUCCGCUGACCCCACGGCGGCUGCCGCUGCUAACAGCAGCUCCUGCUGCCUCAGCCGCCGGCCUCGGGCAGCUGCAUCCUCACCCGGGCUGGGUCCCCGCCCCGCCAUGGUGUCCUGGAUCAUCUCUCGCCUGGUGGUGCUCAUCUUUGGCACCCUGUACCCAGCCUAUUCUUCCUACAAGGCCGUGAAGACAAAAAACGUGAAGGAAUAUGUAAAAUGGAUGAUGUACUGGAUAGUCUUCGCCUUCUUCACCACAGCUGAGACGCUUACGGAUAUAAUACUGUCCUGGUUCCCCUUCUACUUUGAGCUCAAGAUUGCCUUUGUGAUAUGGCUGUUGUCCCCUUACACCAAGGGCUCCAGCGUCCUGUACCGCAAGUUCGUGCAUCCAACACUGUCCAACAAGGAAAAGGAGAUCGAUGAAUACAUCACACAAGCCCGAGAGAAGAGCUAUGAGACCAUGAUGAGGGUGGGCAAGAGGGGCCUGAACCUGGCUGCCAAUGCUGCAGUCACGGCUGCUGCCAAGGGGGUUCUGUCGGAAAAGCUCCGGAGCUUCAGCAUGCAGGACCUGACUCUCAUCCGAGAUGAGGAUGCAUUACCACUUCAGGGGCCGGAUGGCCGCCUCCCACCCGGCCCUGUGGGUCUCCUGGACACUAUCGAGGACUUAGGAGAUGAGCCUGCCCUGAGUCUAAGGCCUAGCACAAGCCAGCCAGAUCCCCGGACAGAGACCUCAGAAGAUGACCUGGGAGACAAGGCACCCAAGAGGACCAAGCCUAUCAAAAAAGUACCCAAGGCUGAGCCACUGACUUCCAAGACGCUGAAGACCCGGCCCAAGAAGAAGAGUUCUGGAGGGGGCGACUCGGCUUGAGAGGAUCAGCUCCCCCGUCCCUCCAUCUGUAGGACAUAGCAAGCACCGAGAAGAGCUGCAGCCUUGGCCCCUCAGACAGUGGGUCACUAGCCCCAGGUGUUUCAGACCCGCAAACCCCCUAGAUGGUUGUUUCCAAUACCCCCUUCCCAUGAAUACUCCUCCAGAGGGGGCUUGGCAAAGAGGAGGUUGAGGGCGGAUGUGAUGACUACGCCCUUGUGGAGGUGGCGGCUCCGCGGCCAGCGCUGCUCUUCUUGCUGCUCCAGUCCCACCCUGCCCGUCCAGUGCCUUGCUGACCAUGGCCAUCCCUUCUCUGAGGCCUGACCUGCCGGCUCCCCCCUCCAGGGAGGGGACCUUGAGAAGGGGAAGAAACAGGGCAGACCUGGGAGGAGGGUGUUCCUCGGGCACAACCAUGCGCGGAGACACGGGCUUUCAAAAGCGGCAUGGCCAAGCCAGAACUGUGGCUAGUAGGGCUGUGUAUUCUACCAAAAAAAGAGGUGAGACCCAAGGGUGUGUGUGCUGGGGAGGCUGGGUGAAGUGGUCAUCUCCUCCCUACGUCAGCCCUGGUCUUUCUUCCUCUUUAUCCUCCCCUGCUGGUCUCUGAACCUCAGGACUCAAGCCCUUGACAGAACAAGGCUCCGAGGGACCCCUCCCUCCCCUUCCACCCUUGAUCCCUUUUAUACAUUCAUGCAGUAGGCUGGACUCCUCUACUCCUAGGCUACACCGCAGAGGCCCUGCCAAGCUGGCUCCUUUCCUCUCCUAUAAAGGGGACCCAUUGUACCUUGCCAUGGGGUCCUCUUCCUGUGCCAAGCAACCUCCCCUGUCAGAACCAACCUGGAUCCCACCCCUGGCCCGGGUUCUGGCAGCCUCAUUGGGGCCAGGCGGAACCUGUGAAGGGAAGGAAAUGCAGGAGCUGAGAGGCUCCCAGUUCCACGGUUCCCACUGGACCUUGGCACUGGGUGAGCCAAUAAACGAAACUCUGACAGUUCCUUU
Molecule: messenger RNA, 1917 nt
Organism: Grammomys surdaster
Lineage: Eukaryota; Metazoa; Chordata; Mammalia; Rodentia; Muridae
Gene: Reep2
Product: receptor accessory protein 2
Exons: 8
Coding region: 169-927 (252 amino acids)
Biological process (GO): endoplasmic reticulum tubular network organization
Cellular component (GO): cytoplasmic microtubule; endoplasmic reticulum tubular network; endoplasmic reticulum membrane
Molecular function (GO): taste receptor binding; microtubule binding
Source: RefSeq, a predicted model, not a curated record